Molecule: messenger RNA, 1453 nt
Organism: Gigantopelta aegis
Lineage: Eukaryota; Metazoa; Mollusca; Gastropoda; Neomphalida; Peltospiridae
Exons: 3
Coding region: 754-1194 (146 amino acids)
Source: RefSeq, a predicted model, not a curated record
UGUCCGCUACACUGGUUUAAAAGCUUCACAUUGAACCAAAUGGCCACGUCGGAAGCCAAUCAAACAGUUCGCUAACGUUAGCGAAACGUUUGCUGGCUGAACUUAGGUCUGCUCACAAACAGCCUUGACCUCGACUCCAGUAUGUAAACCUCUGCGCAGUAUUCCACUUGCAAAUAUGAAUGCCAGGAUUUUAUUGUGUGUUUACUUACUGCAAAUGACCGUAGAUGAUGUACAUGGCCAUCGCAGGCAGUUUAGAAAACAGAUGGAAAUGAUAAACGCGAAAAUUAAACGGGAGGUAGAGGUUGCCAUUGACAUGAUGCAAGAUCAAAUGCAUGAUGAAUUCACGGAUUUGAUCGAAGAGUACGACAGACGUGGCCUAGAGGAAAAGAUCAGCGUUCUGAAAGACCGGCUGAGCAUUGAAAAGGUAAAGCGAAUAUCGUUAGAAAAAAAGAUGGAGACGCUGGUAUUAAAAGUUGAUUCUCUGGAAAGACGAAUUUCAAAACAGACUUGCUCACACCAACAGCAGGAUGGUGUGUCGGCGUCGGCAGCUGCAACAUCGUCGGUGAGUUCAGGUGACCACGUCAGGCACAGAAGGGCAAUCCAACCACCUGGUGGCUUCCUGCAAUAGCUCACAUCAAAGGUUGUCACAUUCUCCUAAACGACCCCUCCGCGCGAGGUACGCCCACUUUCCGCGGAAACCCCCCGAGAAAGGUUUACCCGACUACCAGCUGCUACAACGUGUCUGCGUCGACCAUGUCGAGGGAAGUCCACGUCCUGGGGGCCUAUCAGAACCAGAAUACUGGAGACACGGGGCCCACGAAGCAGACUCAAGGCAACACCACGAAACCGAGAACCACAGUACAGAUUAUUGGCAGCACCAAGAAACCUGUCAUUCUAGUUCUCGUCUCACACGAGGCUGUUUCGUGGGACGUUCUGGUGCCGCCGGGCCUAGUUGUGGAACAAAUUUACCUGUUCGCCUACCAUCUAACGGAAAGUUCUGUAACAGUAUCGAGCGACCUUGAUUUGGAGCCAGACGUUGUCCGUAAUGACGCCGCCAUCACUGAGUCUGACGACGACGGCAGUGAAGAUGAAACUGUCAAACUCCUGAAACUGCUUCAACGACGACUGGGCUACAUCACGUCGUAUUCGGGGACGUAUCAAGUGGACCACUGGAAACUAAGAGUUGGAAACUAAGUGUUAUAAGUAAUAAGAAGAAUAUUUUUUAUUAUUAUUUACCAAUACACUUGUCUACAGGUGAAUAUAGACUGGAUGCGGUGCGUGCGUGCGGUGCGGGUAAAGAAAAUUAAUCGAACGCUAUUAGUUUCAAUAAGAGCGUCUAGACUGGAUGCUUGCUUGCGUACUCAGUGGUAUAGCGCUCGUUUGAUGCGCGGUCGGUCUGGGAUCGAUCCCUAUCGGGAGGCCCAUUGGGCUAUUUCUCGUUCCAGCCAGUGCA